AUGUCUAAGCAGAAGACGCGUUUGUGCCACAUCCAGAAAUGGGACCAUUUCGAUGGUUACGGAUUUAACCUGCAUGCUGAAAAAGGUAAACCAGGCCAGUAUAUCGGCAAAGUAGACGAUGGAUCUCCAGCGCAAGCUGCAGGUUUGAAACAGGGUGACAGAAUUCUUGAAGUAAACGGGGAGAGUAUAACUAAUAAAACACACAAACAAGUGGUUGAACUUAUCAAAGCCGAAAGUGGCUACACUAAGUUGUUAGUAACAGAUUCAACUGAAGAAGACGGAAUUAUUUCUACUACAACUAACAGUGUUACAGACAAAAAUAACCACGAUCAGGAAAAUAACAAGAAAGAACACGAAAAUGGUACCACUGGCGGGCAGUUGAAUUUAAGUAUGACAGCUGCGGAGUUAAGAGCGAAGUUAGCCGCCAAAAAAAAGUUCGAUCCUAAAAAGGAAGCCAUGGAUUUUAAACAAAAGUUCGACAUAGUGCAAAAACUUUAA
This is a messenger RNA of Acanthoscelides obtectus, 498 nucleotides long. The record is from the annotation of a GenBank genome assembly. NCBI's taxonomy places the organism in Eukaryota, Metazoa, Arthropoda, Insecta, Coleoptera, Chrysomelidae.